AUGGAAAAUUUGCCAAAUGGACAAAACAAUACAAAUCUAAAUGGAUGCGUUGAAGAAGAAGUAGAUUUAGAAUUUUUACCACUUAUUUACGAAAUUAUAAAAAGAGAUCCAGCACAUGACAGCUCUCAAAAACCUCGAGAUUCUCAAGAUACAAGUGCUAAAAUUCUUGAAUUAGAAAAAAAACUUAUUCAAUCUAGGGAAAGGGUUAAUCAGUUACCUGGAAUCGAACACAGUCAAGAAGAACAACUUAAACAAGUAGAAAAUUUAAGAAAACAAAUAUUAUUAAAAAAACAAUUACUUAAUAAAUAUAGAAAUAUGUGCAAUUUUUCUAUGCCCAAGUUGAUAUUAAUUAUAUUAAACAACUUGAUGAAUAAUGAGCAACUAGUAAGAAAAUUAGCUGACUCAUAUCCAAUGCGAAGAGCAGCUCAGUUACUCGUUUAUUUUUAUCAUAAAAAUAAAGAGACAGCAUUGGAGUUUAAGAAUUUGAAACAGUUAAAUGGGUUAAACCUUGUACAAAAGCUGGAAAAAAUUUAUAAAGAAUUAGAAAAUAAAAAGAAAAAACUACAAUGA
Messenger RNA from Pediculus humanus corporis (human body louse), 570 nucleotides. RefSeq lists its product as uncharacterized. Gene Ontology annotation, biological process: regulation of transcription by RNA polymerase II. Gene Ontology annotation, molecular function: transcription coregulator activity. NCBI's taxonomy places the organism in Eukaryota, Metazoa, Arthropoda, Insecta, Psocodea, Pediculidae. The transcript is spliced from 4 exons. Gene Ontology annotation, cellular component: mediator complex. The record is from RefSeq and is a predicted model, not a curated record. The coding region runs from base 1 to 570 and encodes 189 amino acids.